AUGCUGCGCGGUCACGAGACCAAGGAGAUCAACGACCGGCCUCCGGAUUGGGCGCGACACGAGCGGAAACCGGACACGGUACGACGGAUCACUCUAACGCAGAAGCCUUUUCUGGAAGUUUACGAGGAACCGAAGCGGAAGCUACGGCAGCUGCGACAGCGGGAAAUCCAGAUGUUUUUCGUUCUCCUGUAUCGGAAGGACCAGUGGAGCGUGAUCGACCUCUACUUCCGCAUGCGGCGAUGGGCACAGAGGCUGCAGCAAGGGCAGCAACUUCAGAGAUGGUUUUCACGGCUGGGAGAUUACGUGCAGCGGAGCGUGGCUCAACAGAGCCGGCCUGGUCUGGAGACUACAGUGGUGCAGGAGACGGUUUGGUCGCCAGGAGGUUCAGCGAGAAGAGCUGGAGCGGGCAGCUCGGAGUCCCAGCCUUUGUUUGACAACACGCAGGCCAGGCGUUUGCGAGAAAUGACAUUGGCGGCGCCUCAGUUGUAUGGUGCUACAGCACCGAGAAAUGGGGGCUCGGACUCUACAUCGUCGUAUACCCGGGAGCAGAUGGAGCAAGAAGUACGACGACAAGUUGAACGGGCGAUGCAGGGACAACAGGGUUUGUCUGAUGAGAACCGGAGGCUUCGAGCAGAGCUAGAGGCUGUGAGGGCUCAGGCUAGAGAAGCUGAAGGAAAUGGUCGGCAGCAGCGAAUGUUGCAGCUACCUACGGCCGCGAGUGGAGGUGUGCGAGAAGGAGGCGGACCCGAAGGCAAUCCACCUGGACUUUCUGGACACAAUCGCGAGCUGGAGGGCUACAAGCUGAUCUGGGGUCGCAUAGGGUACCGCGAGGAAUUCCCUCUCAUCGAGGUGGAGGCGAUGAUGGGCGCGGACGCUUCGGAGGGUCAGGAGGGCAGGUUGAUGGCCACGAUCAUACACUACCUGGCGGCAAUCCUUUGGGACUACCGGGACGUGCUAGUGAUGUGGGAGGGCAGCCUGCUGAAGGAGGUCGAAGGGAUGAAGGUGGUUUAUCGUUUCGGCUGGGAUCGGGUGCUACAAGUCGUCCAGUCAAUAAUGAUGGUCAACCAGGUUCUCUACCACAGGGUCCCAGUGCUUCUCAGUUUGAUGCUGGUGUGGCUGGGGGUGUGGGAAGUGAAUGUCGAUCUCUUCGAGCGACCAGGAACCAUUGUGAUCACCAGGGCCCUGGCUGAUGAUGGCCAUGAUCGCGGCAAUGGUUGGACCCCGGAGGAGGAGGCCAAUCCGGAUCGGCAGUGCAGGGAUCCGAAGUGCCCUUCGGAGUGGGCGAUUAAGGAUGAGGCGACUGGAAAUGGGGCCGAGGAUCCGGUGGAGGACAACAUCCGUUUCGAUCCGAAGUGCCCUUCGGAGUGGGCGAAGGAUGCGAGUGGAAAUGGGGCCGAGGAUCCGGUGGAGGACACUGACAAUGGAAAGAGAAAUGAAUGGACGGAAGAAGAUGCAGGGUAUGGCAUUGGCGAAGCAGAGUGGCCAGAUGAUGAGAGGGUCGAGGGCGACAAGCCAAAGAGGGAAGACCAGCAGGAAAGCUGGGAGGAGGACAACGAGUCAGAGAAGAUCGAAGACCAUGAGGAAUGCUGGGAGGACGACAAGGAGCCAAAGAUCGAAGACCCCGAGGAGGAAUGCUGGGCUGAGGAGCCGGGUGAGCCAAAGAUCGAAGACCACCAGGACGAAUGGUGGGCAGAGGAGCAAGCUGACGAAUGGUGGGCAGAGGAGCAAGCUGAAGCUUUAUUGCGGAAUGGUGGGCAGAGGAGCAAGCUGAAGCUUUAUUGUUACUUGUGUUUCCCCGAGGACCCGGGCAGCGAGCCAAAGAUCGACGACCUCGAUUGCCGGAUCCAGAAGGGCAAUGAGCCACAGAUCGAAGACGCCCAGGAAUGCUGGGAUGUCGAGGGCAGCGGAUCCGUGAAGGAAGAGCCAUGCGAGGUGGCCGCAUGGUGGAACCAAGCUGAAGCUUUGUCGGGCUGGGACGAGGCCGCCGCUGAAAAGGAUGAUGCAACGGCAAAGGCCCUGCUGAAAGACAUUCAAGAUUUGGGAGAUGAUUUCCAGCGAAUGGGUGAGAUUGCGGAGCAGAGGGCAAAGGAUGGCCAGGCCCACAUUGCCUGGGUCGAAGAUGAGCUGCAGUAUUGGAACAAGCCAAAGGACACGUGGACGGAAGCCAAGACGCCGGUGAAGAGGAACGACACGGCUUACGGCACGGAGAAAAAGAGGUGCGACAAAAGUCUCAAGCAGCACGAAAAGGAGGAGCUCUGGAAAGACUCCGAAGAACGAUCGGAGGUCCUGAAGCUGUUCACCUGGCAAGAAGCCAAAAAGCGGCUUCCUCCCGACAGCCUAGCAUGCACUGACACCUUGCUCAGCCUGGGGCUAGCCACAUGUCCACCAGAAGCCAUGGUCAUGGAAACGAGGGCUACGCGAUUCGUGCAGGCUUGUUGGGGCACUGCAGAAGAUAUUCAGCUCGAUGAUCUGAUUGAUCCUGGGAUGCUUGAGCCAAAUGCCGAGAUGCAGCUGGCUGGCGAGGACGUCUUCCUGGGUGCCGAUGAUGUUCCUCGGCCCACGGAGGAGAUGAUGGAUGACCUGGAGGAGCAAUCUUGGCUGGCUCCGGAGCUGGCGCGACAGGCGCAGCGGAGGAGCCCCAGCACCGGCUCAGGAUGGAGCACGAAGGGCCAGGAAAGGGGAGAAGGAAAAGAGAAAGGCCAGGAAAAGGGCAAAGGAAAAGACCAGGAAAGCACCGAGAAGGACCACAAGGGAAAGGGAAAAGCGAAAGGCCAGGAAAAAGGAAAGGAGAAGGGCCAGGAAAAGGGCGAAGGAAAAGGCCAGGAAAGUACCGAGAAGGGCCAGGAGAAGGGAAAAGGAAAGGUGAAAGGCCAGGACAAGGGCAAGAGGAAAGGCCAGGAAAGCACCGAGAAGGGCCAAGAAAAGGGGAAAGGACAGGAGAAAGGUCAGGAAAAGGGCAAAGGGAAAGCCCCGGAGAGCCCCGAGAAGGGCCAGGAGAAGGGAAAAGGAAAGGAAAAAGGCCAGGAAAAGGGCCAGGAAAAGGGCAAAGGGAAAGGCAAGGAAAGCACCGAGAAGGGUCAGGAGAAGGGAAAAGGAAAGGAAAAGGGCCAGGAAAAGGGCAAAGAGAAAGGCCAGGAAAGCACCGAGAAGGGCCAGGAAAAGGGAAAAGGAAAGGUGAAAGGCCAGGAGAGCACCGAGAAGGGCCAGGAGAAGGGAAAAGGAAAGGACAAGGGCCAGGAAAAGGGCAAAGGAAAAGGGCAGGAAAGCACCGAGAAGGGCCAGGAGAAGGGAAAAGGAAAGGAAAAGGGCCAGGAAAAGGGCAAAGAGAAAGGCCAGGAAAGCACCGAGAAGGGCCAGGAGAAGGGAAAAGGAAAAGAAAAGGGCCAGGAAAAGGGCAAAAAGAAAGGCCAGGAAAGCACCGAGAAGGGUCAGGAAAAGGGAAAAGGAAAGGUGAAAGGCCAGGAAAGCACCGAGAAGGGCCAAGAGAAGGGGAAAGGAAAGGAGAAAGGCCAAGACAAGGGCAAAGGGAAAACCCAGGAGAGCACCGAGAAGGGCCAGGAGAAGGGAAAAGGAAAGGAAAAGGGCCAGGAGAAGGGCAAAGGAAAACCCCAGGAGAGCCCCGAGAAGGGCCACGAGAAGGGAAAAGGAAAGGAAAAAGGCCAGGAAAAGGGCAAAGGGAAAGCCCAGGAGAGCACCGAGAAGGGCCAGGAGAAGGGAAAAGGAAAGGAAAAGGGCCAGGAAAAGGGUAAAGAGAAAGGCCAGGAAAGCACCGAGAAGGGAAAGGAGAAAGGCCAAGACAAGGGCAAAGGGAAAGCCCAGGAGAGCACCGAGAAGGGCCAGGAGAAGGGAAAAGGAAAGGAAGAGGGCCAGGAGAAGGGCAAAGGAAAAGCCCAGGAGAGCACCGAGAAGGGCCAGGAGAAGGGAAAAGGAAAGGAAACAGGCCAGGAAAAGGGCAAAGGGAAAGCCCAGGAGAGCACCGAGAAGGGCCAGGAGAAGGGAAAAGGAAAGGUGAAAGGCCAGGAAAGCACCGAGAAGGGCCAAGAGAAGGGGAAAGGAAAGGAGAAAGGCCAAGACAAGGGCAAAGGAAAGGCCCAGGAGAGCCCCGAGAAGGGCCAGGAAAGCACCGAGAAGGGCCAGGAGAAGGGAAAAGGAAAGGAAAAGGGCCAGGACAAGGGCAAGGGGAAAGGCCAGGAAAGCACUGAGAAGGGCCAAAAAGGGGGCAAAGGCACUAAGUUUGGCCUGGUCACUAGACAGGGCAUGGAAGACCUGUUCGGUUCCAGAGACAACAAUGAUCAGUGGUGGGGUCCCCAGGAAGGCUCCUCCUGGGAAGGUCGUGCUGUUGCACCGGAAAAGAGCCUGCCAGAUCAGUGGGAGGAUCCCCAGUCAAAGAAGCCACGCCGCAGCUUCACGCGGCAGUCCUGGGCCAGUGAUGUUACGGAAGAGAGCCAGGACCAGGUUCGAAAGCUGACAGAGGAACAAAGGGCUCAGAUUGAAGCUCUGGAGAAACCCGAGGACAUCGACCUGGCCGAACGGAAACGCCUCAACGAGGGCCUUCGCCGGCGAAUGAACAAUGCCAGAGGCCAGCCUGUGAGACUACGCAAGGGUCUGGUUGAACAAUGGCAGGCGGCAGUGUCGCCAACUGAGAAGUUUCAAUUCUUGAAGGCAUAUCUUCUCGACCGGGACAUGCCCUCCAUCGAGAUUCAGCCGUACUUCGAGGUCUAUAAGUGCACGGACCACCUGAGAAUCCCGGCUGCAGUUCCUUUGCAUAUCUCGGUCCAGCCUUCGCAGAACCGACAGGAGCGGCAAGCCCUCGCAGACACGCUAGAGAAGAAGAUCGCCGGGAUGAAGACUGGCACGGCCGAGUCAAAGAAAGCAGGGAACAAAGCGAAGUCGAAGAAGGAACUGACAGCCGACGAGAAACUGAAGAAGGAUUUCCAAAAGGAUCACCUGGGGAUUCGUAAUAUGGCCGACAAAGCUGUGCACAUCGCAUCGGAGAUCAGCUCCUGUGGGCUUCUCCACCAAGAGAAAAUGGUGGAAAGCUUGGGGAAAGUCAACACGACGUGCACCAAGAUCUACAAUGAGAUUCAGCAGAUGGUGUUCUCGUGCAAGCCGGUGAACGAAUGCUAUGAAAUACUCGAUGGAUACAAAGUGGAGCUGGAGGAAUGCCAGAAGAAGAUCACCAACGGCGAGGACAUUGUGGAUUCGCACAAGAGCCUGGCUACGGAAAAGAGAAAAAGGGAAAAAGAAGAGAAGAAAGAAAAGCAAAAGCAUGAUGAUGACGACAGGGAUGAUGGAUAUGAUGCAGAUGAAAAAGAUGCCGCCGAAGCCGCCGCAGAGGAAGAAUGGCCGGAGGAGGAUCCUGAACCGCCUGCAAAACGCAGGUAA
This is a messenger RNA of Symbiodinium sp. CCMP2592, 5385 nucleotides long. The record is from the annotation of a GenBank genome assembly. Lineage: Eukaryota; Dinophyceae; Suessiales; Symbiodiniaceae.